AUGCCGGGGCCGGAGCAAAGCCCGGGGCUGAUGCCGGGGCCGGGGUCGGCGCUGAUGCCGGGGCCGGGCCGGGCCGGGCUCUCGUUACCUGCGAGCCGGGAGCGCGUCCGGCCCCGCCUCACCUGGGCCAGAUCCUGCCGGGAAGAAUCGCCUCCCCGAGGGUCCCUGUGCCCACCCCGAGCGAUCCCAUCUCCCAGUCUCACUGCCCGAGGAUCCCCGUCCCGAAGUGUCCCUGUCCCAAACAGCUGGUGGUUCGCUCCUGGGGGGUCGGAGGUUUGGAGAAAAGGAAAGAAACCCAUUGGGAAGGCGGCAGCAGGGAAGGAGCCUGCCGGCAGCGGGGGCCGGAGCAGUGACCUGGCGGCGGCGCGGCGGAGGCUGGUGGCGGCCGAGGGGCGGCGGCGGGCGGCGGCCGAGCUGGAGGGGAGGGUGCGGCAGGUUCACUGCGCUCUGCUGCACGCCGAGCUGCGCCUGGCCGCCCGCGCCGAGACCCUGGGCCGCCUCGGCGCCGGCGUGGCUCAGGCUCAGCUGGCGCUGGCGGCCCAAAGCCAGCGGCUGCAGAAGGGGCUCCGCCGCCGCCCGCGCCCCCGGCCCGGGGCGCUCCUGGCCGCCGCCCGCGCCCUCCGCAGCUGCGUGCCCUGGGCCCCCGCACGGAGCCGCGGGGCCGCCGCCGGUACCCCCGUGCGCCGCCUGCCCGCAGCCACCCGCGGCUCCGCCUAG
Molecule: messenger RNA, 717 nt
Organism: Hirundo rustica (Barn swallow)
Lineage: Eukaryota; Metazoa; Chordata; Aves; Passeriformes; Hirundinidae
Gene: TRNP1
Product: TMF1 regulated nuclear protein 1
Exons: 4
Coding region: 1-717 (238 amino acids)
Biological process (GO): regulation of cell population proliferation
Cellular component (GO): nucleus
Molecular function (GO): DNA binding
Source: RefSeq, a predicted model, not a curated record